Bolinopsis microptera is the source of this 879-nucleotide messenger RNA. RefSeq names its product cytosolic 5'-nucleotidase 3-like. Bases 1 to 879 code for a protein of 292 amino acids. The transcript is spliced from 3 exons. Gene Ontology annotation, molecular function: magnesium ion binding; 5'-nucleotidase activity. The record is from RefSeq and is a predicted model, not a curated record. Gene Ontology annotation, cellular component: cytoplasm. Lineage: Eukaryota; Metazoa; Ctenophora; Tentaculata; Lobata; Bolinopsidae.
AUGGCAGAGUUACCCGGAACGGAGGACAGUACUGUAAUUUACAGGGAUAAACCUGUUGUCGCUCAAAAGCUUCAGAAGUUCAUUGAUUCCGGUCUCAAAAACUUUCAGAUUGUGGCAGAUUUCGAUUACACUAUGACAACAUGGGACCCCAAAGGAACCUGUUUUAGUGUCAUCAGGACUUACCCUGGCUUCGGCGAAGAGUUUUUUGCAAAAGCAGACGCAAUAAAAAAGAAACAUCUUCCAAUUCACCUCGACUUCUCACUGCCUGAAGAAGUGAGAAAAGAAAGUGACUACCAAUGGUUCUCCAAAACAAUUGGCUGUUUUGUGGAAACAAAGUUUCCUAAAUCCCUAAUCCCGGACAUGCUGGAAGCAUCACGUUGUCGGCUCCGUUCCGGAGUUGUUGAAUUCCUUAAACUUGCUCACCAGCACAACAUUCCUGUGCUUAUCUUCUCCGGGGGGAUCAAGGACGUUAUCGACGCCAUGUUGGAACGAGAAGGGUGCUACUUUAACAAUAUCUCGAUAAUAUCAAACAAGCUGAUAUACGAUGAUAACGAUAUUAUGGUUGGAGCAGUGAAGCCGUAUAUCACAGCGUCCAGUAAACUUGAGGUAGCCAGAGAGGACGAGUAUUUUACCAGAGUUAUUCGGGAUCACGUGUUGUUGCUAGGUGACAUGUUAUCUGAUCUCAAGAUGGCAUCGUGUGUCAAGUACACGGACAUGUUAUCUCUGGCCUUUUGUAAUCAUGAUAACGAUAAGGAACAGUACGGGGAGCAUUUUGAUGUGUUACUGAUGGGUAACCCUGGUUUUGAUAGAGUUAAUGAACUGCUGAGACAAAUAUUUGGGGGUGGAGACACUGGAGAGGCUGUUAAAUCAGAACUUUAA